Messenger RNA from Ictalurus furcatus (blue catfish), 2006 nucleotides. Its product is annotated as Kv channel-interacting protein 2-like. Gene Ontology annotation, biological process: regulation of potassium ion transmembrane transport. NCBI's taxonomy places the organism in Eukaryota, Metazoa, Chordata, Actinopteri, Siluriformes, Ictaluridae. The record is from RefSeq and is a predicted model, not a curated record. Gene Ontology annotation, molecular function: potassium channel regulator activity; calcium ion binding. Gene Ontology annotation, cellular component: voltage-gated potassium channel complex. The transcript is spliced from 8 exons. Bases 673 to 1386 code for a protein of 237 amino acids.
UUCUGUCACCUGUGGGCUAUGGCUCUGAGGUAAGUAGGCAAUCAGAGUCAACCAGACCAGAGAGCAGAGAAAGAGAGAGUUGGUGAGGAAGCAAUAAAGGGUCUCACAUCUGUCAGAGUGCCUACUCUUGCCCGCCCAUAUGCCAACCCCCCCGCCCACACACACAAGCCUCCAGGGUCUCAGAAAACACGAAAGUGACCCAAUUAAGCUCAGGAAGAUAGUAACAGAAAAGAGAGAAUGAAAUCAUGUGUGACUCAGACCCACAAGGGAGAAGGACUGGAUUAUUAGAGUGCUGAAAGUCAACUCCUCAAGCCUGUUGUUUUUACCAUUACUCGGCGAGACUAAUGAGACAUGUAGAGCCACAGAUUUAAAACCUGUGGAUUCUAAACCUUGGACUCCAUCCUUUCUUGCCUUUGUGGCUGAUUUAUUAUUAGUCCAUUACUAGGAGACAAUUCUUCUGUUGGAUAAUUUUUCUGUUGGGAGCCACCGCAAAGAUCACGGCAGGAAGACAAUAACUGAGAAAGUGGAACAGAAAUAGCAUGAAGAUGUUUGUAGAGAUGUUUCUGGAGCUCUACAAACAAUGACAGCGUGUGAGGUUGUGAAUGUGGCAGACAGUGGGACGUAGGCAGCCUCGGAUGAAGACAGGGAGAACUCUUGUGUUGUGUGGGCAUCAUGUUGGUGUUCUUCAAAGAAGAGUGGGAGAUGGAGGGCAUGCAGACAGUCGGCAUUCUGUUGGUGGUCUGCAGCUCCCUCAGGCUCCUGCACUUUUUGGGCUUAAUUGAUUUUGCUGGUGAAGACAGCAUUGAGGAUGAUUUUGAACUCUCCACUGUGUGCCAUCGGCCUGAGGGUCUGGAGAAACUGCAGGAGCAAACCAAGUUCACCAAGAAAGAGCUGCAAGUGCUCUACAGGGGUUUUAAAAAUGAAUGUCCCAGCGGCGUUGUGAAUGAGGACACCUUUAAGGUUAUCUACUCACAGUUCUUCCCACAAGGGGAUUCAAGUAUGUAUGCACAUUUCCUUUUCGAGGCAUUUGACACUAACAAGAAUGGAUCAGUUAGUUUUGAGGACUUUGUCUAUGGCCUGUCCAUCAUCCUCAGGGGGACAAUAAUUGAUCGGCUCAACUGGGCAUUCAAUCUCUAUGACCUCAAUAAAGAUGGUUGUAUCACCAAAGAGGAAAUGUUAGACAUCAUGAAGUCAAUCUAUGACAUGAUGGGGAAAUAUACGUAUCCCUGCAUGCAAGAGGACGCUCCCAGAGAGCAUGUGGAGAGUUUCUUUCAGAAAAUGGACCGUAACAAUGAUGGCGUGGUCACCAUUGAUGAGUUCAUUGAGUCAUGCCAAAAGGACGAGAACAUCAUGCAGUCCAUGCAGCUGUUUGACAACGUCAUUUAGGGCCCCGCUCUGGUGGAGAGGAGAGGGCAAGAGCCUGAGAGAAGUGACCAAGACGUUCAAACUGGUCAACCAGAAGCUACUUCCUCCUCCAUAUCCCCUCUUCACCCAGCCAGAGGACCACCAUUAUUCUGUUUCUUUAUUUCUCCCAGAGACAUAGUGGAAGAUGACGCACCAGGGCUGGCUUCUAGAUCCACUUCAAUAACUUAUUUUUCUUACAUCCCUGCAAACAUUAAACAUAUUAGCUGGACUCAGGAUGAAGCCAGCUUGACACAUUUCACAUGUAACCUGAAACUCGGAGGAACAGGGAGUGACGAUAAAAGUGAAAGGAACUGGCGGACCAACAUCUAGCUAGAAGUUAUGGCCAAUGGUGGUGGUCUUUUUUUUAAAUAACUGACUAAUUUUUCUUACCGCAUGAUGUCAAAUAACCUACACCCUGUAACGUACCUAUUUACCGAGCUAGUCCAAAGCUUAUCUGUUGUCAAUUGGCCAUCCACAUGUGCCUCGUUCAGACUGCGUGCUAGUGUGUGCACCAUUCAAGUUCCUCCAUUCAGCAGCCAAUAGAAAUAGAAACAGUCUAUUCCUGUACAUUCCAGAUGAGUCUGUAGAAAAAGUGACUCCUU